CUUCUUCUUGGCCUCUCCGCUUUACAUGAUUUGACCGGAAAUGGCAUCCCAGAUAGUGCCUGAGCGGCCUGCGUGCGACCUCUGCCACAACAGAAAGGUGAAAUGUGACCGCUACGACCCGUGCAUGAACUGCGUUGAUGCGCGCACAGAAUGUCGUCGCACACGGCCCCGACGCAGUAUGCGUCCUAGGGUUUCCCGCAUUGCAAGGCUGUCGGAGAGGCUCUCGUCGGUUGAGCAGUUGGUUCUCAAUCCUCACCCCGGUGCUCCCGCUUCGCAGCCCGUCCUUGAUCCGCGAGAGGAAGCAGAGCACAUUGCUCGAAGCGGUCGAACCUCGCAAGCACCCAGCUCGGGGGGUUGGAGCGCGCGAGCCAGAGAGAGCGAGAGCACCGCUCACCCGGCAGCCACCGCAGAAGACACAUCGAUGCAGCCAGCGAACGAAGCCCGGCGCUUCAUUCAGCAAGAGCUGCAGCGCAGCGACCAUCUAUCCUCGCUCCAGCGCACCGUGUUGGAAAAUGCACUGUCUCUAGUUAACAGGCUCUCAACCGCGACAUGUCAUUCUAAAGUCUCGUCUGCAGGACACGCGCAGGCCUUAGAGGAACAAGAUGAGACAACACAGGAGUUCUCAAUAGAGACAUACUACAUGAUGUCGAAGCAUAUGGUACAUCAGACUUCGCCGGGGAAGCACAUACACUGGCCCGACCACGUCUCGGUCAAGGGGCUGGAGCACAUGAGCCUGUCCCUGGUUGAGGGAAAGCUGGAUAGGCAGACCUCUUUGCACUACCGCGUCUGUGUAUACGUCAAAGCUAUCUUCUUCCUGGCGCGGAUGCGACAGCCACAACUGACGCCACGGUUACGCUCGCAUAUGAAAAUGAGCCAUACAAAAUACAUGACGGCGGCAUCCAGGGCGCUGGAGCAGAUUAAUUUGACUGAGAAUCCCUCCAUUUCUCUCAUACAGGCUCUACUGUCCGGAGCACUCCUCCAUCAGAUGCAAGGAAAUAUCACGAAAGCGUGGACGAUGACAUCCUUCGCCGCGCGGCUGCUCGUUGCCCUGAACUACCACACCGUCAGUAACGACACGCCGAUUCAGAGCCAGGAGGACGAAGACGCCCGCCGCUGUUUGUUCUCCUGCCACUACCUCGAUAAGUCGCUUAGCAUGCAUCUUCUGCGGCCACCGUCGCUUCCACGGUUAAGAUUCAGCCCCGCGUCGCUAAGAACUACCAAUGGCCAGGCGGGGCUGGCGAUGAUUGCCAAAACAGUGUCUGAGUUUGCAGAAGUCCAGGAGGCUGCACUUGAGGUCUUUUUUGCCCAAUCAAUAGCAGACGACGAUGGUGAGGAGAGAGCGGCCAGGCUGGACGGGGCAAUUCAGCAGUUGGUUGCGCUGAAGCGGGUGCUUGACGAGCGCCGUCUAAACGGCAGUCAGCAGGAAUUGGAGCUAGAAUGGGAUGUCACCGAGUUCCGGUACCACGCGAUUAUGACCACACUCCUGCAGUACCGCUCCGAGUGGGAGCAGGACAAGCCUGGGAAGAAGGAUAAGUGUUUGCAAUCUGCGCGACAGGCUCUGGAAGCGCUGCGCCAACUGCAGAAUACCAUCAACGCAAGCAACGUAUUCAACGGCAGCUAUCCGAUUUUUCUCUCCUGGACCAUCUUGUUUUACCCUAUGACCCCCUUUUACAUUAUCUUCUGCAACGUGGUGGGCACAUCCAACAUGGAAGACUACCAGCUGCUGCGCGACACCACACAGGGACUGCAGCAGUUCAUCGACUACAACCCGGCCAUAGCCCGGUUAUACCACCUCUUCACCACCUUCCUCAACUUGUGUAGUCCCCUGGUGAACCCCCCUGUAGUUCAAGAGGAUGCAAUGAUGGUUUCUUCGCUGGAGCAGCCGAUUUCCAUGGAUAUGCGGCCCGAGAUGGGCCCGUGGUGGAACAGCGAAGACAUGUGGGAGUUGUUCAACACGCAGCCCUUGCUACAAUGGGUGGAUGCAGACAACCUUAUUCUCUAGUCACGAACCCCCAGGACCACGGUUUAGCUGUGAGACCUCAGUCAUCCCAUGCCUUAUCACAUGACUGUCAUGCACAGGUCACGUGAUCUCCUAGACCCAAAGGAUUACUGAUGGCAAUCUCUGAGAAAAUAAUUAGAAUAUAGGACUUGCCAGAAGCAAGAUAGAAACUGAUUAAAGA
Aspergillus piperis CBS 112811 is the source of this 2180-nucleotide messenger RNA. RefSeq names its product Zn(II)2Cys6 transcription factor. Bases 41 to 2002 code for a protein of 653 amino acids. Gene Ontology annotation, biological process: regulation of DNA-templated transcription; DNA-templated transcription. Lineage: Eukaryota; Fungi; Ascomycota; Eurotiomycetes; Eurotiales; Aspergillaceae. The transcript is spliced from 8 exons. The record is from RefSeq and is a predicted model, not a curated record. Gene Ontology annotation, molecular function: DNA-binding transcription factor activity, RNA polymerase II-specific; zinc ion binding; DNA binding.